CCCACUUGAAGCCGAAAGCUUAGGCCAUGAGAAGAUGUGAAAAUGGAAAUAGAUGGAUAGAGAGAAAGAGAAAAUGGGUUUCGCAUCAGUUAAAGCAGACGCUAAUACUAGCAACGGCAACAAAGAAAGCAAGGUCAUGGGUUUACUCUUGGUGUUCUUCCAUGGCGGAGGAGACCAAACCAAAAUCACCACCGAUUCCACAGCCAUUAAUGACCAAAUCAAUACCACUAAUACUACACCAACAAGAUUCAUGAGAAGAACAACCAGUUCCACUCUCCUUUCCUCCAAAGCUAAAUCUACCAUUUCGAUUUGCCUUCUCUUGGUUUUCAUUACUCUUCUUCUCUUCACUCUCUCUACUUUUGAACCCUCCCCCACCAUCAAAAACCCUCAUCGAAUAUUGUCCCAGAAGACUCAAUUUCCUCUUCCUUCUCCUCCUUUUAAAGGGUUCUUCCCUAUUUGGGACUUUAAACCACCGAAUGCCAAACAGAAACCCAGUGUUUCUCCCUCUUCUUUCGCUCUGCAGAGGAUGGGAAUUUUGUAUAGACGUGGGACGAAAGCCAUGAACGAUCUUAUUGUCGGCCAUGUUGUUGAAGGUUUGACUGAAGAAGAGCUCAGGCUUUUCCUAAGAGUCUUGCAUAGGUCCGGUAUCACUUCGAAAGCCGACAUUGUUUUUCUUUUUGAUUCGUCUUCUUCUCCCUUAUCUUCCAGAUUCAGCAACGUUAUUCAUGAAGAGAACGAGUCGUUCUUGAAACUCAUUCAACACUACAAAGAGUCUAAUAAUAAAGGGCACAGUGACUCGGUGUUCGGUUUUGACUCGACCCAGUUUUGGAAAUCUGGGAAGAAAGAGGUUGGGGAGACUAUUUGGGGAAAGAAGGGCCCCGGAGGGAAUUCUUGUAGUAAUUCAACUGAAGCUGAAGGUGAGUCAACUCGGUUGACUUACGGCUCGGUUGUGGGAUUCGAUGUGAACGAGCUGGAUCCAGAGAACUCGCUGGCUGGGUUUUUAGAUCACGUUUCGAUGAGUUUCAGAAGAUGGGCUUGUUAUCCGAUGCUAUUAGGAAGAAUCAGGCGGAAUUUUAAGCAUAUAAUGUUAUUGGAUGUUAAAAGCUUGAUGAUACUGAGUGACCCACUCGGCCGUGUCAGGAAUCGGAGUCCCGAGUCAGUUUAUUUAUUAACAAAGGAAAGCAGCUCCGGCAAGCAUGGCAAGAGGAACUCGGAUAAAACCCAGUCUCAUUCUCAAAUUAACUCGGCGAUUUUGAUGGGUGGAGCUAGAGGGAUUCGGAGGUUAGCCAAUGCAAUGUUGACGGAGAUUGUUAGAGCUACCAUGCAGCAUAAGAAGAAGAAUUCGAUAUCCGAGUCAGAGAUCUUGAGUCAACUCGUCGGCAAUGGGCAUGUACUGAAGAAUGUUGACGUGAUCACAUCAAGCGAGUCAAUUCAGGAAGCGAGUUCACUAACGGGUUCCAGGUCCAACUCAGCUGCAGCAGAUUAUUCAAUAAUACAACGCGGUAAUAGUAACCAUGAUCUUCAUCCCAUAAUUAUGCAGCUAAUAUGCUUAUCGGAAACAAAUUCUUACGUUUAUAGGGAUUGUUAGAAAAUAUAAUAUAUUAAA
Hibiscus syriacus is the source of this 1606-nucleotide messenger RNA. RefSeq lists its product as uncharacterized. Lineage: Eukaryota; Viridiplantae; Streptophyta; Magnoliopsida; Malvales; Malvaceae. The transcript has a single exon. The record is from RefSeq and is a predicted model, not a curated record. The coding region runs from base 53 to 1588 and encodes 511 amino acids.